AUGAACGUCGCAUUUUACCUCAUCUUUUUAACCUCCUCCGUCGGAGCGGCGUUCUACGAAGCUCCGAAAAAUCACUCCGUCCUACUAGGAGAUGACGUCACAUUUAGAUGUUCAGCGGAAAAGACCACCGAUUCACUUAUGUGAGUUCCUUGAGGAAUAACCAAUUUUUCACGUUACAACUGUUUUUUUCAAUUUAAGAAAAAUUUUUUUCAAAAAAUUUCUUGAAGUCUAAAUCAAAUUUUUGGAUUACAGAUAUAGCCAAUGGAAAAGCAACACGGGCUCGCUGCUUGGAUUCCACCAAGGAGGUCAGCUUCCUGGCCAUCAAGGUCGCUACAGCUACAUCAAAGUGAGAUCUUUCCAGCGUAAACGAAUAUAAACAACUUUUUCAAUGCAGGAACUUCCGGAAGAGCUGCAUCUAAGGAUAGAAAAGGUGCAGCUGGAAGACGACGGACAAUUUGAGUGCCAAAUGUUGCGACCCGAAGAAGGUCCUAUCCGCGCCAGUGCACACCUCAACGUAAUAGGUGGGUUUCCAGUGUCUUUUGGUCUUUAAGGAGACUUUUCCCGCCUAAUGACCGUCUCGCAUUAAUACAAACAAUGGUUUAUGGUGGUUUCAGUGCCGCCGACGUCGAUCUUCUUUAGCAACUACCAGUCCGGGAGUUCAAUUGAUGUGAAUGAGAACACAUCUUUGAAUAUUUCCUGCGUGGCUCCAAAUGUCAAGCCAGAGCCUAAAAUUACAUGGUAAUUUUUCUUGACUUAUGAGAGAAGUUUUGAAGAAAUCGAAAAAAUAUUGAUCCAGCAACUCCAUGAAUCAAGAUAGAAAAAAAUAAAGAGUUAAGGUUUCCGUAUGAAUUUUUUUAUUAGGAUGAAUGAUUUUUGUGAGUUUUUCUUAUAAUAAAGCAGCCAACUAUUCCAUGAACCCAAAAAAACUUGCCAAUCGACAUCUUAUUUAGUCGAGUCGUUUCGCACUCUGCAUAAUCAAAUGAUUCAGGUACAUGAACGGGAAAAGAAUCGAAGAUGGCAUCAAAAACAGCGUCAACUACAACUUGAACAAAACUGCAAACAGUUAUGCCAACUUAGAAAUCCAUCCAAGGUCGGUCAUUGAAUUAACUUUCUAGAAAGUUAUCCAACAUUUUCAGACGCGGAGAUCAUCACAAAAUCUUGACCUGUGAAGUUUUCCACGAGGAAAGCAACACGAGACUUCGAACCAACAUGACUCUCAACGUUUUCUGUGAGUUCAUCAUUUUCGAUAAGACCUAAACCUUUCUUUUACCGAAAAAAAAAACUCUGUGUUUUGCGUAAGAUGUUGCGGAUUGUAAUCCCAGAACGGAGUCCAGUACAGCUGGCGGAUUCCGUCGUGUCCACCCGCCAACACACACAAACACAGGGCGGCAAGCCUUUGAGUGAGCCAAGAUCCGAGCCGCGCACCUCUUGCGCUUCGAGAUGUAAAAUGGCGUCGGCCAACGGCAACAGACUUGCCAAAGUAGUUUACGACACCUUUGUCUUGGAUUGAGAGGUCUAAAGGUCUUAAAUCAGAAAGGAAUUUCUUAGAAUAUAUUCAAAACUCAAAGUAAAGAAAUUUGGCUUUUUUUUUUUGCUUUUGGGACUCAUUUCACAGUUUUUGAGUAUGAUUUCAGUAAUUGUUUGAUAUUUUGGAAAACAUUUUUUUUUUUCCUGAAUUUGUUGGUUUGAAAUUUUCACUGUUAAAAGCUCAAAAACUGUUCUAGAAGCAAUUAGAAAGCAAGAAAUUAUAUUAUCUACCUUUGGUGCAAAUCUAGAGUAGCCUGAAGAUUGGAAAUUUCGAAAAAAAAAAGCAGAAUUUUAAAUUUUUCCGAAACUUUCUGAAUGUUUAAAAUUUGAAAAAAGGUUCUGUGAAACAUUUCUAGGCCGAAGAGAAAUCAAUCGUACUGCCAUUGAAGACUUUCAAAGGCCUUUGUAGCUUAUUUUUUCAGGCCGUGAUCUGAUUACAGCAAACUCUGAAAAGUUGAAAAAAUAAUCUCAAUUAGAGUACUAAACCAAGUUCGGAAAACUCUCCUUUCAAAAGCAAACUGAAACUCGAAAGCAAAAGACUCGGUCAACUCGUAUGGGUAGUCGUACCUGCGAUAUGAAUCGCUUUGCAUCGCGACCACUCAGUUCUCGCUCAGCUUUUAUGGCCACCAAUAACAAUUGGCAAUAGCUCAUCAAUGGAGAACGGCCCACCGUUGAGCAUUACACUCCGGAUGCACGGCAUAUUGCGCUCUUCUCGAUAAUCUCUUCAAAAAGUGACAUUUGCUCCGAUUUACGAAGCUACCGAGAAACUGGAACGGCGUCGGAGUUUUUGGAGGGAGAAGAUUAAUUGGGAUCGAGGAUGCUUGGGAAUAUUGCUCUGUGAUGACAAGAAAUUGAGAAAAAAAAUGGCUUCUCGAAUUUUAAUUUAGUUUUUAAUUGAGGAGUAACUUCAUGUAGGAAGUGAGAAGAAUACGAAAGUUUCGAAAUUCAGUAAAAAAAACUUUUUUUCUCUAUCGCUCACUGUAAAUUCAUGAUUUUUUCUCAAAUCCCUCGGGUUUUUCAAUUUUUCUAACUUGCAGAUCCUCCGGAUGAACCUCAGGUCAAAGUUCUGAACGGCGACAUGUUCGUCCGAGCUGGCGACAACGUGACGAUGUCGUGCACGGUGACCGGCGGUAACCCGACGCCCAACGUCUCCUGGUUCCUCGGCGACAAGCUAAUCGACUCUCGAUUUGUUUUCGAUGCCACCACCCAGGUGAGUAAACAAAGUGUAUAUAUUUAUGGCAACUUGUCAAUCGCAUUAGCCGAAGCAUGGAGUUUAGCUCCCGAAAUGCGAUCCUGAUGAAAUAUUCCUCAGAAUUAGUUAUUUCCGUUUUUUCUAACAAAUUCAAACUGAGGCGAAGAUUUUCACACGGAAUAUUUCCCCUUCAAAACAUGUGUUGCCGAAACGCGCGAGACGUUGAUAAAUGGUCAAGUGCUGAAAAAAGGUGACCUGUCGGAUUUUGUAAGGGUUCUCUGGGGACCAACAGAUGGCAGCCGGCGUCGCCUUUGACUCUCGUGGGUACGUGUUUCAACCGGGUCAAUGAUCCUGUCGCCCCGCUUCUUGUCUUAUUUGGAUACAGAGAAGUCUACAGAAUUGUGACGAAGAAAAAGGCCAAAAAAAUUCUUAUUUUUUAAAAAAAAUUCAGUAAUAUUCAUUCCUGAACGAUUUCUCUAUCUCAAGUCAAUUUUCAUUUGUCUUUUAGUAAAAAUUAUUUAUUUUUUAUACUCUUGAAUGAGCUUGUUUUAUAAUUUUUAGACUUUCAUUGUAAAUGAUGUUUGAUAUCAAUUCGUGAUACUCCACACCUUCACGAAUACUGCGAUGAACUCACAACUUCAGAAAACCAACCAAACUUCGAAAUAAUCAAGACAAUAUUAGAAAACAGCCAUUUUGGAGCUUUCUUGGUUUGUACUGCGAGUAGGGAGCAAAAAAAAUCAGUUGAUUUUCCGCGAGUACAACUGAAGCGUGCCCACGCCUCUGUGCGGUCCUCCAGGGAGCGAUACCCGAACAACUUCUGCUGAAAAAAAGCGGUGAGAAUAAGCGCAAAAACCGACUCGCAGAUGAUUGAUGUAUCUGCGGCCGCUUUUUCAGCGUAUGUUUCCCUAUUUGUGAACGGAAUUAAAUAGCAGUCGCGAGGAUUCAAACUGAGGGCUGUUCAGAACGCCAUCGUGUGGGUUCUUCCCUAAGAAUUGCAUUUUUGUUUUCUUGAGGGAAACUUCUCAAAAUUAUCAAAAUCCAUGUAUCUGUAGGCAAUGCUUUUCUAAUGAAGCAAAACUGAAAGGCCAGCCGAUCCUUACGGACCGACAGAUGUACAUUGCAUAAUCUGUGUGGUAUUGCGUGAUGCAUCUGCCGCCAGCCUACCAUGACAAAUCGCCGAGAUCUAUAGACAAGCCGACAAUUGAAUUAAUUAGCUGAAUUCAAUUCAGAAAGAAAUGAUUUCAGGAAAGCCGCAAUAUCUACUCACUGAUUGCUGGUCCUAACGACAACUUGGCCAACUAUGAAUGCAGAACAUACAACCGUAUUGGCAUGGAGCCAAUCAGGAAAUCGGUCCGGAUAGAAGUUGCUUGUGAGUGUUUUUCUGCCUAAAAUCUAAGAGUUCAUCGAUGAAUUUAAUUUUCCAAUGAAACCUUGGGAACAAUUUUCGCGAAAAAAACAUAAAACAUUUCUUUUAAAAGUAAUUUUGAUUCAGAAUCACUGGUAAAGAUUCUAUCAUUUGAGGUAUAAAGGGUAUGGAUUCGCUCUUCUUUCAUUUUGACUUAAAUUUCCCAUUUCAAGUUCUUCCUCUUCUUAGAGAUGAAUAAGCCGCAACUUUUGAACCGGAAAAAUGACAAUUUUCAACGAUAGUUUUUUUAAACGAAACUCUGUUUUGUCUAUACCAUCUUUUAUUACGUUGACGUAUGGCAAUACUCGUAAAAAAUCCAAGUUGACCAAAUAGUUUCAAACCGAGCUGUAGACUUUCUCAGCUUUAAUAGUUUCCGAGAAACUGUGUUCUCACGGUAACGCGUUCAAAUUAAUUUGAACGCUCCCCCGUGAAAAUCACACGCUUAACGGUUUGGUAAAUAUUUGAGUUUACAGAUGCUCCACCAGGCGUUGAAAUGUUCGGUGAAGUGAAUAUUCGACAGGGCGCCGUUGCGAAUGUCCAAUGCAGAUCACUGUAAGUCGAUGUUUGGGAGAUUUGAAACAGAACGUCGGCAAACACGCGACACGCGCGAUAUUUGUUAACACAUGCAUAAUUCAAUUCAUAAAUGGUUGCCGGCUGCAGUGAUUGUGUUCAUAAAUGGCCGUUGAAUUCGAGAACAAACACUUUCGACGGGACUGUUGUUAAUUGCGUCAGGAGACAGCAAUGACUAAUUGAUGCGAUGGCCCCAGGAGUUGCAUAAGCGGACAAUCGCGCGCCGGAUUUGACCAAAUGUCACUCCGACUUCAAUUUAUCUUACUCUUUUUCUUCUUUCUGUCAUAAAUGACUAGGAUAGGGCUUCGAGUUUGCAUAGACUAUGAAAAGAUGAAAAUAUCGAAUACCGAAAAAUGGAAUUUUUUCAGACCAUCAAAUCCAGCUUCCCAAAUUUCCUGGCUUGUCAAUGGACAUCCGGUGGCUACGACAGUUCAAAAUGAGUACUCAAAGGUGAUUUUUUAUGAACAUUGGAAGAUCGUUUUUAUACUUUACAGAAAUAGCUUAGAAAAACCGUAAAAAAAAAUUGUAGGACCACGGAAAAACUUCAAUCUCCAACUUGACCAUCAACUCUAACGAAAUCAACGUUGGAAAACAUCAAAUCAGUGUCGAGUGCACCGCAAGAAAUAUUGAAGGCUCCAGUUCGAAACAGCAUAUCAUAAAGAUUUUAGGUAUGUCAUAGCUCUCUUUAUUUUUCUUUCAAUAGACAAUUUGAAGCUCCUCCUCUGGCUCCUCGUAUCACAGGACUCGAUGAACUCUACUACUUCGAAGGAGACACUGUUAACGUCACCUGCGAGGCUCACGGGGGAAAUCCGCUCGCUGAGCUUUCCUGGUACCGCGGUUACGAAAAGGUGAGUCAUCAAAUUCAUUAAUUCUCACUAACACACUUACUAACCCAUUUUCUGUUAAGACUACAAUGAAGGGAAAGAGGAAGCCAAAAUGGGCAAAGGUAAAUUUUGAAGCGCUUUUCAAUGUUUCGCUUUCGAUGUUGUGAUUCAUAUACCUUCUUCUCUCUGUACGAAUGGAGUGAUCCACGCUAGUUGAAACAUUUUUGAUGUCAAUUUUCAUAAACUUUCAGAUUGGAGGAGCUCGAAACGCAGUUGCCGGAGAUUCUUCAGUCUCUACGCUUUCUUUACGGUUGGACCGUACUAUGAAUACGCAGAGAUUGAAGUGUGAAGCCAUGAAUGCCGCCUUGGACGAUCCUUUGGUCGAUUCGAAGCAACUGAAUGUAUUUUGUUAGUUUUCAAAAUUUUAAUUUUUUUUCUUGUUUCAGGGCGCUGAAAAAAAAUUUUGAAAAAACUGUUAGUUCACUAGUUUUUGAUUUAUUUUAGACGCACCAAGAAGAUUAGUCAUCCGCCCACCUGACGGAAGCGGACACCAUCUUCUCGUCGGAAAACAAGCCAGACUUCUUUGUGCCGCUCCAGCUUCAAAUCCAGCGCCUCAAAUCAACUGGUAUUUCUACCCGAAUGGAGACUCCAAUCCUCUAAUUUACAACGGCGAAACCAUUCUCAAUGAAACGUCAGUUUAUUUUGAUAACCUCCAGUUCAUGUAGAAUUUCAGCACCCGAGAAGCAGGCUACACUGUUGAAAACGUUGUGACUUUUGUCCCGACUGAAGCUCACGACGGUACAAUCGUGAGAUGCGUGGCGAGUCAUUCAGACUGGAAGCAUUCUAUCAAUUCCACCUACCCUCUCAACGUUCUUUGUGAGUCAAAAACGUUGAGCUAGCAGUCGCUUAUUUUGAAAUUUUCAGACCCACCUCGAAUGUUGGUAGACAAUCCAGUCAGCAUUGUGGUGGCUGAGGGAGAAUCUUUCCGGGAGAAUUUGACAGUGAAGGGAAAUCCUGCAGUUUCCGCAUGGCAGUGGCGCAAAAAUGGAGUUCCUUUUGAUCACACAAUUGGAAAAGUUUUCGCCAGAGGAGCAGCUCUUUCUGGCAAAAAUUUGAAAGUGAGUUGAACGUCAAUAAAAAUUUUGCCUUUGCACUUUUUUGGUUUUCUCAAAUUUUCAUAACUUUUAGAUUAAUUAUCUAUUGGGUUCGUCGUUUGUCGCCCAUAAAAACCAAUAAAAAAGUUGUUUCGAGGGAUAAAUCAGUUUUUUUCAAAAUUUCCCAAUAAAGAGAUUCCAUUUUCCUGGGGAAGGGCGGGAGAAGAAUUUUAUAUAAGUUUCUGGACGCAGUUAUACUUUUUUGUUGAGCUUCAUUAUUAACUACCAUCCAUUCACUUUUUAAUCGUCUAUCAUAUUUUGUUUGAGUCUAUCGAGAAACAAUUCAUUCAUCAGGUUUGAGUAUUCGGCACGUUUUAGUUUAUUUUCUUAGACUUAACUUAUCAAUAUUGAAUAAUUUGAUUUUAACAGAGUACGGAUGCUGGAAUCUACACAAUGGUGGCAACGAACAGCGUCGGCAACACAAACAUUUCAAUCAAGCUGACCGUCGAGUAUGGCGCAAGAGUAGGAUAAUCGGGAAGAGAAAAAUAAUAGCGUCCGAUUCACAGAUCACGAGCAUUUCUUCCCCGAUUAUCGCGUCAGACGGGGACACUGUGCUGCUGGAAUGCGAGGCAGAUGGCGAGCCCAAGAGAGCGGACAUGGUCCAGUGGUGGCGCAACGGCGCACAGGUAUCGUUUGUUGCACAACGCCAGAGCUCGAACCCAUCAAUUCAUGGCUCCCAUAAACGGCACUUCUGCCAGAUUUCUAGCGGUGAAGGCUUGGGAAAUUUCUUUUGCAACCUUGCUAAUAAUCAAAAAAUUUUCGAUUUCAGCCCAAAAAAUCCGUAAAUUCCUCGACAUAACUCGAAAAAGUUUGAAUUUUUGGCGUUUCAUUUUUCGCAUCAGCCAAAAAAGCCCGAAUAAGCAGGAUAAUCAAAAAAAAAAGCUUCAAACUGCAAAAACUUAUAUGAAUGAGAAUAAGGUUUAUAUAUUUUGAACUUGACUUCAUGCUAUCCCACUUAAAUGCAAAAUUGAUGCAGACACAAAAAUGUGUCUUACUAGCAAACAAUUUUUAGCCCCCGGUUGAGCUUUUGAUAAAAGUGACCUUCGGACCCCCUGAUUACAAAACAUAAAAAAAAUUUCUCCAAUAGAUCUCGUUUUCGAGUUGUGAAGCUUCAAAGUCCGCAAAAUACUCUAAUUAUGGCAUAAGCGCUAUUUCAAGCCUUCAAAACCUCCCAUUCUCAAUUAUUAAAAUUUCAGAUGGAGUCCAUACACCGAGGAGACACAAGAGCUGUGUUGCGAUUGAACGCUACUCAGAAAGCCUCAGGAGAAUAUAUCUGCCGUGCCAACAAUGGAAUAGCAGCGCCUGCAGAAGGAAAAGCCUAUGUUUUAGUUAACUCAGCUCCUCGAGUUCUCAUUCUACCAGCUCUGGCAAAAGCUGCUGGAUCACUAGGUGAGGCUCAAAUUUGAUUUGCUCAGAGGUUGAUACUCUGUUUCAGGAGGCGUUGCUCGAGCUCGUUGUCGUGCUCAGGCGGUCCCUGUAGCGGACUUCGUCUGGGACCGUGGAGGUCAAGUCAUCAAAGGAAACAGCUCUAAGUACUCCAUGAUCACCUCUCAACUUGACUAUUUCACUUUUGAGGUAAAGCUUUUUCUGAAAAAUUGAAAAACAGAACUUUCUCAGAGCACUCUAUGGAUCAAGAAUCUGGUGCCCGAAGACUAUCACAAAGAAAUCCGAUGCACGGCAAAAAACAACUUUGGCAUGGAUUUCAACAAGAUACCGGUUUUCCGAAGCUUCGUAAAAUUUUUCUCAUCUCUUUGUUUCAGAUUGGACCUUUAUCUCCACCAGACACUCCUGUCACUGUUAAAAUGACAAACUCAACAUCAAACACCAUUUCGAUCGUGUGGGAGCCUGGAUUCGAUGGAGGCUCAGACCAGAUAUUUGAAAUCAAAUAUCAAAAAUAUAACGAAGAUUUGGUUCAUUUGGUUAACACAACGCACACGGUAACACUCCCGAGUUUCAUGGUUACUGAAAUCUUGAUUUUCAGAACUUGCGAUUGUCUGGGUUAUCACCUGCCAAAGUGUACGAAUUCCAAGUGAGAGCAAUCAACGCCCGUGGAUUUUCCUCGGAUUGGACGCGACCACCUCUCACCUUGGCAACGUUGAAUGAAGACGGUGUGGACGUUGCGAUGGUUCAAGCAAAAGUAAAAAUCGAAAGCUCAUAAAAAGAAAAAUGGAAACUUAAGAAAGCUAAUUGGGGACAGUGGCUUCCUCCAAUCGCAGGAUUCGUUGUUCUUCUCGUUCUCCUCAAUGUCUGCCUUGGGCUUUAUGUGUGCAGUCGACAAAGAAAGAAGAAGCUGAGAGGUUAGAUUUCUGAUUUUAAAGAAAUUUUCCAUCGGAAACUUCCAGAAAAGACUGAGAUGGUGAGAACGGCCAUCAAUGGUGGCGGAGUAAGACCUGUUCAAAUGUACGGUACUAUGAUGCAGGUUCAAAACUCCUUUCAUAUAAAAUUCCAAAAUUUUAUCAUUUUUAGAGCGAUGGCCCAGGUCAUACAAGGCUUGAAACAGACGAUGUGCCAGAUGUUAGUGAAGACGAUCAUUCUGUAAGAACUAUGAUUGUGAGUGACUUUUUUUUUGAUAGAUAAUCUAUGAUUUUUUUUCCAGGAAGUCAGUCCAAAUGGCUACAUGCAGCCGAUAGAUCCUUGUAUCUAUGAAAGAAGCUGCUUGGUAGAAUACGAAUUCGAUCGUGAGAAAAGCAAUAAAAUUAUGUAAAAAAAGUAAUUUUUUUCAGCUCACUACUCCAACAACAGACAUGGCACAAUUGGGAGGUCUUCGAACAGCACCUACACAAAUAUGCCUUAUCCUGUAAGUUAUAUCCGGAAAAUGAAGAUAUCGGAGAAUGGUGCAAGUUGAAGAUUUACUAGAAGAAAGUAAGCAGAUGAUAAAUUGGACCAGAUACAGUAUCGUCAGAAAAGAUGCGAAAGAAUCGGUUCCGGUCACAACUUUCUCGUAAGGAUUCUAUCUUCCGGAUAGUUUCAGAAGCUGCGUUCUUUUUCUGUGAGCUGAACAUUAUCAGAGUGUUGAACUUAACAGUCAUCACAACUCCAGAAAAGUUCAGAAAGAUUAAAUUCCUUACAAGAAAACCCGUUUUUAUGUAUCUUUUAUGACGGUACUGUAAUUUCAAAUAAAAAAUACUAUUUUAUGAUCAUCUGUGAGCACUAUACUUCCGAAAUUUUUGUCUCUCAGAAUAACGUCUCCGUUUUGAAAUGGCUCGGAAGACAUUAUGCUCGGUCAAUAGGAAACGAAGUUCUACCAGAGUAGCCAAAAUGAGCAAUUCAGAAACUCGGAGUAAUUAGAUCGGUUUUGCAGGAACCGCCGCGAGACACGUCAAUCUACCCAGACCGAUCGUUGACUCGCCGACAACUCGGCACUCCCAACAACAACAACAGUCCGCAGCAUCAUCUCAGCACUUUCAUACACCCUUCAGGCGUUCGCGCAGGUCCCAUCCACUAUUCCCAACUUGACGGCGAUCUUGUUUGA
Messenger RNA from Caenorhabditis auriculariae, 10144 nucleotides. The record is from the annotation of a GenBank genome assembly. NCBI's taxonomy places the organism in Eukaryota, Metazoa, Nematoda, Chromadorea, Rhabditida, Rhabditidae.